Staurois parvus is the source of this 345-nucleotide messenger RNA. NCBI's taxonomy places the organism in Eukaryota, Metazoa, Chordata, Amphibia, Anura, Ranidae. The record is from the annotation of a GenBank genome assembly.
ACUGCGGACAUAGUACAGGAGAUGACCAGAGACUGCGGACAUAGUGCAGAUGACCAGAGACUGCGGACACAGUACAGGGAAUGACCAGAGACUGCGGACACAGUACAGGGAAUGACCAGAGACUGCGGACACAGUGCAGGAGAUGACCAGAGACUGCGGACACAGUACAGGGGAUGACCAGAGACUGCGGACACAGUGCAGGAGAUGACCAGAGACUGCGGACACAGUACAGGGAAUGACCAGAGACUGCGGACAACAGUGCAGGGGAUGACCAGAGACUGCGGACACAGUGCAGGGAAUGACCAGAGACUGCGGACAGUGCAGGGAAUGACCAGAGACUGCGGA